Molecule: messenger RNA, 824 nt
Organism: Protopterus annectens (West African lungfish)
Lineage: Eukaryota; Metazoa; Chordata; Ceratodontiformes; Protopteridae
Gene: RPL7
Product: ribosomal protein L7
Exons: 7
Coding region: 16-756 (246 amino acids)
Biological process (GO): maturation of LSU-rRNA from tricistronic rRNA transcript (SSU-rRNA, 5.8S rRNA, LSU-rRNA)
Cellular component (GO): cytosolic large ribosomal subunit
Molecular function (GO): RNA binding; structural constituent of ribosome
Source: RefSeq, a predicted model, not a curated record
UUUUUUGUGAUUAUCAUGGCGGAGAAAGAAGGAAAGAAGUUGCCGUCUGUUCCCGAAAGCCUUUUAAAAAGGCGAAAGGCGUUCGCCGAAUUGAAAGCCAAGCGAAUUAAGCGACUACUGGCUGAAAAAAAAGUGCGUAAAGAGAAACGAAAGCUCAUCUAUAAAAGAGCAGAAGCCUACCAGAAGGAAUACAGACAGCUAUAUAGACGUGAGAUUCGAAUGUCUAGAAUGGCUCGUAAAGUUGGCAACUACUAUGUUCCUGCUGAACCAAAACUGGCCUUUGUGAUCCGGAUCAGGGGUAUUAAUGGUGUCAGUCCCAAGGUCCGAAAGGUGUUGCAGCUUCUCCGUCUCCGUCAGAUCUUCAAUGGCACAUUUGUUAAACUUAACAAGGCUUCAAUCAACAUGCUUAGGAUUGCUGAGCCAUAUAUCGCAUGGGGUUAUCCAAACUUAAAAUCAGUACGUGAACUGAUCUACAAGCGUGGUUUUGCUAAAAUCAACAAACAACGUAUUCCUCUCACUGAUAACUCUCUUAUAGAAAAGCAGCUUGGAAAGUUUGGCAUAAUCUGUAUGGAGGAUCUAAUCCAUGAGAUCUAUACUGUUGGCAAGAACUUCAAGCCUGCAAACAACUUCAUUUGGCCCUUCAAGCUGUCUUCUCCCCGAGGUGGAAUGAGAAAGAAGACAACACAUUUUGUAGAAGGUGGUGAUGCUGGCAACAGAGAAGAUCUGAUAAACAGACUCAUCAGGAGAAUGAACUGAUGAUGUUUCCAGAAAUCCAUUCACCUGACUUUGGCCUGUUGAAUAAAUUUUUUUUUUUUGAAAAGCAA